This is a messenger RNA of Dictyostelium discoideum AX4, 2622 nucleotides long. It is a transcript of the gene arpG, whose product is annotated as actin related protein 8. The transcript has 3 exons. The record is from RefSeq and is a predicted model, not a curated record. The coding region runs from base 1 to 2622 and encodes 873 amino acids. Gene Ontology annotation, cellular component: cytoskeleton; nucleus. Lineage: Eukaryota; Evosea; Eumycetozoa; Dictyosteliales; Dictyosteliaceae.
AUGGAAAGUAAAGUUAUUGUAAUUCACCAUGGAUCACAUUCGUUAAAGAUUGGAUUGGCAUCAGAAUCAGUUCCAAAAACAAUUCCAAAUUACAUAGCAAGAAAGAAAAAAGAAAAAAUCUCCACUCCAACAAUAACAACCACUGAAACACCAACAAUAGUAUCACCAGUAGAGUCAACUAUAAUAAAUAAUAAAUCAAAUGAAAAUAAUGAUGAUAUUAUGAAAAUAGAUGUUGAAAAUACAGUGACCCCUUCUGAAGCAGUUGGCACUACCACAGAAGAUGUUAAAUCAACAUUGCCAAUGGCAACAACAAUAACAACUGAUGAACAAGUUAAACCAACAUCAUCAACAUCAUCAACAUCAACAACAGAAGAAGUAGAAAUUAAACCAACUGAAUCAAUGGAUAUAGAUAAACCUAUAACUGAUUCAAAAACAAAUAUAACCUCAAAUAUAAAAAUUGAACAACCACCACCCCCAAUAAAUAUACAAACACAAACCAAAAUACAUAUACCAAAAAAAUUAUUAGAAGAGGUUGAACAAUCAGUUAAAGAGACUACUAAAUUAUUACCACCAGUUGAUUAUAUUAAAGUUAGACAAAAACCAACACUCUACAAUGAGAAUAAUUCCACAACUUUUGAAAUCAUUAAAAAGAAGAAAAAGAAAACCUCUUCAUUAUCAUCACUUACAAACGUUUCAACUACUCCACCACCCUAUGUCCCACAACCAUUAAACUACAACGAAAUCGAUUAUUGUAUUGGUGAUGAUGCAAUCGCAGUAAGCAGAGACAAAGAUAAAUGGUUUGCCUAUCAACCAAUCACCAUGUCAACUUUUAAUACUGGAAUCUAUCAUUCAGUUCAAUCAAUGUUUGAUGAUAUAACUCAAAUGUGGAAAUAUGCAAUUCAAAGAUAUUUAAAUAUACCAUCCUCUGAUUUAAGUAGCUAUGGAUGUGUUUAUGUUGUUACAGAUAAUAUUGAUAGAAAAUCAUUAAAACAAAUUACAACAUUAUUAUUAAAGGAAUUACAAUUUACAUCAGUAUUAUUCUUUCAAGAAUCAAUUUGUUCAUCGUUUGGAGUAUCAAUGGCAACACAAUCAUGUGUUAUUGAUUUAGGUCAUCAAAAGAUAUCGAUUGCAUGUGUUGAUGAAGGUUACCUUUUACCAAAUACUAGAUUAACACUUGGCUAUGGUGGUGAACAAUUAACAAAACUAUUGGAAUAUCUUUUAACUGGUAUGGAUAAGAGUGAUUCUGAUACAUUAACAAGACAAAUGGUUGCAAAACAAAUACAUAAAUAUUAUUUUCCUUUCAAAUCUUCAAUUUAUGAAUUAGUCGAUUUCUCUCCAUUUUAUUUAAAUGUUUUUGAUAAUAUUAAAAUUGAAAAUUUAGAUUAUUAUUAUAAUGAUUUUCAAAAACAAAGAGUUGGUACAUUUAAAGUUAAAGAUAUUAAACAUGAUAAACAUAUGAAUAUUUAUCAUUUUAAUGCAGAUGAAGUUUAUCAAGUUGUUGGUAUGUCUUUAUUUUAUCCAAAUAUUUUAUCACAAUUUGGUGGAAGUUCUGUAAAUUAUCUAAUUAAAUCAAGAUCAUUGGCAAAUACUAGUGAAAGUAAUUUAUAUGUUGAAGAUCAAAAACAUUAUUAUAAUCAUUACCUAUCAUCAUAUGAUCAUGAAGAUCCAUUCGAUGAUCAUAGUCAUAUACUUAGCUUUGCUCAAAAUAAUACAAGUAGAGAUAAUAAAGAUGGUAGUAAUAAUAAUAAUAUUAUUAAUAAUAAUAUAAUUAAUAAUAUUAUUAAUAAUAAUAAUAAUAAUAAUAAUAAUAGUAGUAGUAGUAGUAAUAAUAAUAAUAAUAAUAAUAAUAGUGGUAGUAAUAGUAAUAUUAAUAGUUAUAAUAAUAAUAAUAAUAAUAAUAAUAAUAAUAAUAAUAAUAAUAAUAAUAAUAAUAAUAAUAGUUUUAAUAAUGUUACAAUUGUAACAUCAACUUUAAAUUCAAAUUCAACAGUACCAUCAACUUUAAAUUCAAACUCAACAGUACCAUCAAUUUCUAAUUCAAAUUCAACGGUACCAUCAACUUCAACUUCAACAACAUCAUCACCAACAAAGAAAUUAAAAAUAGAAUCCUCAUCAAAUUGUGAAGAUAAUUAUAUUGAUAUUCCAUUGGAUAUUGCAAUUUUAAAGAGUGUAUCACAAUUGGAGAGAAGUGAUAUAAAUAAAAAGAAAUACUUAUCAAAUAUUCUUUUGGUUGGUGGUGGUGCCUUAGCACCUGGUAUUCAAGAUGUACUAAGAGUUUGUAUAUUUAAACAAUUGGAACAACAAUAUCAAGCUCAACAAUUACAAUUUCAACAACAACUACAACAACAACAACAACAACAACAACAAUUACAACAACAAUUACAAAAUUCCACAAACUCUGCUACAACCACCCCAACACCAUCCUCUACAACUAUAAUGCCACUUGAAAAUUAUAUUGGUUUUGCCAAUAGUUCCAUUAGAAGUGAUGUUGAUUGUCGUCAUGCUGGUUGGAGAGGUGGUGCAAUUUUAGGUUGUUUGGAAAGUACAAGAGAAAUUUGGAUCACCAGAAGUGAAUGGCAAGAUGGUAAAAAUUCCUCUGCUUUAAAUAAAUUACCAUUUUAA